This is a messenger RNA of Lolium perenne, 1959 nucleotides long. RefSeq names its product amino acid transporter AVT1C. Gene Ontology annotation, cellular component: vacuolar membrane. NCBI's taxonomy places the organism in Eukaryota, Viridiplantae, Streptophyta, Magnoliopsida, Poales, Poaceae. Gene Ontology annotation, molecular function: L-amino acid transmembrane transporter activity. Gene Ontology annotation, biological process: amino acid transmembrane transport. The record is from RefSeq and is a predicted model, not a curated record.
GAAAGCAACCUUCACUACACUGCAUGCAAUAUUGUAUCCCAGAUGCAAAAUCCUUUGGCCACAAGCACGAGUGUCCAUCCUCAGCUGCGCCUGUGCGAGUAGGGGAAGAUGGAGAGCCUGCUGCUGCGGGAGGACCGCAGCUUCGUCAUCGAGAGCGACGACGAGGAGGAUGCCGGCGACGACUCGGACCCCCCCUCCUCCUGCGCCAACUCCUACACCGACCAAUGGCCCCAGAGCUACAAGCAAUCAAUCGACAUUCUUAGUAGGGUGCAAUCGCCCAGCCUGAGUUUUCUGGGGACCCUGACUCCAAGCGGACUGUCCAACUCUUUCCUCAACAGCUCUUUUCAAGGCAAAACCCCGGAAAUCAACUCUAAUCUUGUCAAGCCACUUCUAUGCCCGACAACAAGCGAUGAACAGAAGCAACAACAGCAGCAGCAGCAGCACGAAGAUAUCCGGAAGAGUUCUCAGUACCUUCUGCCAUCGAGAAAACCAUCUCUGCAACAGAUUCCUCAAGAUCAAAAGCCACUGGUGAUUGGUCAUGAGGUUUCUCCCUAUCAAGAAUGCUCUUACACCCAGGGUGCAAUGAAUGGAAUAAAUAUUCUAUGUGGCGUUGGAAUCCUAUCAACACCAUAUGCGAUUAAGCAAGGGGGCUGGCUCGGGCUGGUGACACUAGGUGCAUUUGCCGUGCUCGCAUGGUACACUGGUGUACUCCUGCGCCGUUGCCUAGACAGCACAGAGGGCCUUCAUUCAUACCCGGAUAUUGGUCAUGCUGCCUUUGGCACCACCGGUCGUAUAGCCAUCUCGAUAAUCCUGUACGUGGAACUAUAUGCGUGUGGCAUUGAGUAUUUGAUACUGGAAAGCGACAACUUAUCAAAGUUAUUUCCCGAUGUACACAUAUCCAUUGGGAGCUUGACGCUGAACUCACAUGUAUUCUUUGCAAUCUUGACCACCCUUGUUGUCAUGCCGACCACUUGGCUCCGUGACCUUACCUGUCUGAGCUACAUUUCAGCUGGAGGUGUCAUUGCAUCAAUCCUUCUAGUCAUCUGCCUAUUCUGGAUUGGGGUUGUUGAUAAUGUCGGCUUUGAGAACAAAGGGUCUACAUUAAACCUCCCAGGAUUCCCUAUUGCAAUUGGAUUGUACGGUUAUUGCUACUCGGGGCAUGCGGUGUUCCCAAACAUCUAUUUUUCUCUCAAGAAUCGCAACCAGUUUCCUUCCAUUAUGUUGACUUGCUUUGGGUUUACUACCAUUUUGUUUGCUGCCGCUGCUGUGAUGGGAUACAAAAUGUUUGGUGAGUCCACGGAGUCUCAGUUCACACUUAACUUACCACGGAAUCUGGUGGUUUCCAAGAUUGCCAUUUGGGCUACGGUGGCAAAUCCAAUAACCAAAUAUGCGUUAGACAUAACCCCUUUGGCUAUGAGUUUGGAAGAGUUGCUGCCGCAAAGUCAGCAGAAGUACUCGAACAUAAUCAUCCUUAGAUCAGCCCUAGUGAUCUCAACUCUCGUCGUUGCUCUGCUGGUUCCCUUCUUUGCACUUGUGAUGGCUCUGAUUGGUUCUUUACUCUGCAUGCUUGUGACCUACAUUCUACCUUGUGCCUGCUUUUUGGCUAUCCUUAAGAAAAAAGUGACUUGGUAUCAGGCUGCGAUCUGCUCAUUCAUCAUUGUCGUAGGGGUUACCUGCGCUUGUGUGGGGACAUACUCAUCCAUCUCCGGAAUUAUCCAGAACUACAACACAUGACUAUUCAUAAUUCCUCCCCAAAAUACAUAUAAUAUAGAAGAUUGCUUGCUCAACCACAUUAUUAUAUGUAUAAUUAAGCAUAUCUAUGAGCAGAGCAUAUAAAUUUUGCCCAACAAUAAAGUCAAACCCAUCGAUAUGUGAUGUAGAAUUAAAUUUGUAUUCUUAUUUACUUUGUGGCAACUCGAUGCAUGUCUGAUAAGAUUGUAUGUUGAUGGAUUUUUUUUA